UCAUAACAAACAUAAGCCCGAACCGUUUGCUGUGUCAGGGGUAUUCUGCCGAAUAAUAUCUGCUUGUGGGGCGUCUUGGAAAAGUCUGAGUCAUAAAUUGGCGACAUUUAUGCGGUAUUCUUGUGACAGGGUGGCUUGCGGUGUCUUGCAAGGGUGUGCGCGAGAGCAGAUGGAGGCUGAAGGCAGAUGACAAGCUUGAUAUUUUCAUAUUUGUCGAAAGUGGUCAGCCGAUGUGAGGCCGUUUUUCAUCGGUGAAGUGGUCCCAGAGGAUGUUGUGAGUGGAUCCAAGCUCUGCAAAGAUGAGUAUCAACAAGGUGAUAAAGUACUCAGGAUCUCAACCAAUAACCAUCAAGAGGUGGAAAGCCAAAGAAGGGGAUUUUGUGUCUGUUGGUGCGAUCCUGUUCACCUAUGUGCCUGCUCAAGAAGCCACAAAUGCUAACAGGAUAGCAGACGAGCUCAAGUUCAAGAGUGACACAUUUGGCAACCUGGAGAAGAUCACAGUGAAGAGUGGAGAUGUUGUUCAUCCAGGCUUGGAAGUUGCACAGAUGGGUGCCUGCCAGCACCCUGUUGUCAUGAAGGACUUGUGUGCAGAGUGUGGGGCUGACUUAAGAACUGAGGAUAACCAAGGCUCUGCCUCUGUGGCCAUGCUUCAUAGCAUUCCUGAGCUGAGGGUGAGCAAAGAACAGGCUGAGACUAUUGGCAAAAGGGAUACUGAGCUGUUAUUGAAGCACAAAAAGCUUGUGCUGCUGGUGGACUUAGAUCAAACCCUUAUCCAUACCACCAAUGAUGAGAUACCAGCAAACAUCAAGGAUGUCUACCACUUCCAGCUGUAUGGUAGCAAUUCACCAUGGUACCACACAAGGUUUCGUCCUGGCACUCAAACAUUCCUGGAAAAUAUUUCAAAGUAUUACGAGCUGCACAUCUGCACCUUUGGUGCCCGCUUGUAUGCUCACACCAUUGCUGGGUUCCUGGACCCAAAAGGUGUAUACUUCUCCAACCGGAUACUGUCGAGAGAUGAGUGCUUCAACCAACAGAGCAAGAGAGCCAAUCUCAGGGCACUAUUCCCUUGUGGUGACAACAUGGUGUGCAUCAUUGAUGACAGGGAAGAUGUGUGGAACUAUGCACCCAACUUGAUCCAUGUGAAGCCCUACCACUUCUUCAAGCACACAGGAGACAUCAAUGCUCCUCCAGGCCUGGAAAAGGCUGAGCAGGAUGAAAAGGAGGGCUUUGACUUCUCCACCAUCCAGACAGCUCCAGAAAAGGAGGAAACAGAAACAUCAUGUGCAAAUGCAGGGGCCCAAAGGCGAGAUUCCAUGCCAAACCUUACUGAUGAUGAGGAUUCAGAUGAGAAAGUCCUUCCCCAGGUGUCAGACACAGCACUAACUGAGGGACUCACUGAGGACCUCAGCCUGUCUGAAGACGAAAACGAGCCUUCUGACGAUGCCCCCAAAACAGCUGUCAGCGAAGACCCUGCUGCCGAGCUAGUAGCAAGUGACGGGCCGUCCAGCACAAAAGCGGCGACCGCCAAUGACGCAGAGAAGGCGCCCGAGCCGGCCCGGCCAGAAGGCACCUCGGCCAAGCCGGCCCGGCCCGAGGGCAGUUCGGUUGAGGCGGGCUGCGAGUCGGUCCGGCCAGGGGGCAGUUCGGUUGAGGCGGGCUGCGCGUCGGUCCGGCCAGAGGGCAGUUCGGUUGAGGCGGGCUGCGCGUCGGUCCGGCCAGAGGGCAGUUCGGUUGAGGCGGGCGGUGAGCCGGUCCGGCCAGAGAGCAGUGCGGUUGAGGCGGGCGGUGAGUCGGCUCGGCCAGAGGACAUGGAGGCGGGCGGUGAGCCGGCCCGGGCAGAGGGCAGCUCGGGGGAGGCGGGCGGCGGGUCGGCCCGGCCACAGAGCAGUUCGGGGGAGGCGGGCGGCGAGUCACCGGACGGCGGCGGCGGGCGGGGGACAGAGAAGGCUGCCCCUUCGUCCGCCGAAGGCAGCUCCGACUGCGGCGAGUCCAAGCCGGCCGUAGGCGCCUGCAAUAGUGCCACCUCAGACGAGUCUCGCGCCGAGGGCAGCCAGGCCACCAAGUCGGAGCCGACGCCGGUGGCUGAGGGGUGCGUCAACAAUGGUGCCGUGCCAGAGGGCAAGGUGUCGCGUGAGAUCGAGGUGCGUGAUGAAGACGAUUACCUGUUGCAUCUGGAGGACAUCCUGCUUCUCAUCCACCGCGCGUUUUACUCGAUGCUGAAGAAGUGCGACACGCGCGAGCCCCCCGACCUCCGCUUGCUCAUCCCGUACGUGCGGAAGAAGGUACUGAAGGGCGUGCGUCUCGUCUUCAGUGGCGUCGUGCCAAACAAUGUCGAGCUGAGCACCAGUCGACCGUACCAAGUAGCUGUCAACUUGGGCGCCGUGGUGCAGGAGAAGCUCGUGCGCAAGGGCCCGCGCGAUGAGCUCACUACGCACCUCGUGGCCGCACGGCUCGGGACGGCCAAGGUUAACGAGGCGCUGCGCUCCAAGCGCAUCCAGCUGGUGACGCUCGACUGGCUGUGGUCUUGCGCCGAGCGCUGGGAACGCGUCGAAGAGCGGUUGUAUCCGCUUCGCGCCGAGACGGCAGUGAGCCGCGCGCCGCCGGCGCACUGCUCCAGCCCCGACCCGGAGGGCGAGCGGACGCGUCGGCAGAGCUUUCAGGAGACGCUCAACCCGCUGCUGACAUUCUCGCCCGACGACAUCGCGCGCAUGGACGAGGAGGUGGAGGACAUACUGCAGAGCGGCUCCGACGCCGACGAAGACGACGAGCCGGGGCCGGAGGCGGCCGGUGGCUCGUGCGCGCGCGCCGCCAAGCGGCCGGCGCGCGAGGACGAGGACUCGAGCGAGGACGAGUCGCCGAGCGUGAGGUUCCGUCGCGGCGAGCCGCUGCCCAGUGACGACGAGCUGGGCGGCGACGGCAACGACAGUGAUGGCGGCCCUGACCUCGAAGAGGACUGGAGCAUGAUGGGCGCCGAGCUCGAGCGAGAGCUGGGUGGCGAGUGACGCCCGCUGGUGAGCCCGGGACGCUGGUGUGAGCGGGUGCACGAAUGCGUGACGGGGAGGCGUGAUGGAGUGGCUGGGUCUGCAAGCGAGAGGAGGCGACCGCGCGGUACGCCGACUCGAUGCAGAAAAGUGUAGUGUGAUGGGUGGGAGUAUACAGAGAGUGGAUGGGGAGAGGGGAGCUGUCGCUCUGCCGUGAGGGCGGCGGCGGGAACGUCAGGGUGACCGAGUGGCGGUAGGCUGGGGCGCUGCGCGGGAGGGGCCUUCCGUGUUGGGCAUGUCCGUGAUGGACAUGUGUGUGACGUUUGGCGGAGGCGUUGCGGUGGGGGUUUCUGUGCGUGGUGAGGUUCAGGUUUGUGGCAGAGUGGGAGCGUGCCCGUGAAAUAAGGUGGCUGGCCGAGGCGAGGUUCGUGUGGUGCAAACGCUGGCUCGUAUGGUGGUGGAUAGGGUGCGUGUGGUGGGGGCGUGGUUUUGCGAAUGCGAUCCUUCAACACCUCUGUACAACGGUCGCGCCGUCGCGUGGACGGAGCCUUGGCUGGCUAUGUUGGCGUCUGCGUGCCGCUCGCCAGCGCGUGACGGCUGGCCCCCUCCGGUUCGGAGCGGUGCCGGCCCAUGCCACAGUCUUGUCACGUGCCGCAAUAAUUGAAUCGGUCUCGCGCUCGUAGCUGUUACGCCUACCUUCUGUCACGCGAGAGAGCGACCAACCCAAACGAAUCACGAGAGUGGGUGAAUGAUGCAUCUCGGCACGCGGUUCACAUGCCACGCCAGGUGCGUGUGCCCAGUGGUCAGCGCGUCGACUGUUCGUAUUAAUUUUGUAGCGGUGUGUGUAGAUUGCUCGUAGCGGCGUGUUAGCCCGCGGUCACUGGUACGGCUGGUGUUGUUCCCGACACUCUGCCCGCCGGGCACUCUCCGCGUGGUGCGCAUCCUAUUUCAUACAGACUCCAGGUCGCCUUUUUUAGAGUGGAGACCGAUGUGUUUGUAGUUGAUGUGUAAAUACCUGUCGAUUCGUACCUGCAUCACCGUGGGAUGCUCAUCAAUUCGGUGGUUAGUGAUCUCCGGCAAAAUCAUAUGUACAUUCAUCGACUCAGCGCUAGAGAUAGCCCCUGUCUCGCCAUCCUUCUGCGACUCGCUGCACGCCACCUCGGCCCGCCGCGCCCCAAGCUUUGUCCUACGCUCGCCGCCCCCUCCACCGGUCGCCUUUUGUGCAUUUGUCACGCCACAUCGCCGGCUCACGUUGUCAUCCAGCCCAGUUGUGUGUUGCAUUAGUGAUGGUCUUAUGUCGAUGGGUCGCAGGUCGCGGGGGAGCGGCGCAGGUUACCUCGGGUGUCUGGGACCUCAGGAUCCGCGCCCAGGAUAACUGCGCCGCUCCUGGUCUGGUUCAGACUCGCGUCGCUGUUGCGUGUUUUUCUUCCGUUGGCAUAAUCUGGCGGCGAUCCGUUAACUUACGAGCGGGUGAGAUCUCGUGGGGCCCUAGUUCUGGAGACGCAAAUGCCUUCCACAAACGAGAGCGGAUUCGCCGGCACACAGUGCGCUUUUCUCCGCGGUCCUUUUGUGUGUUGCUUCAGCGCAGCGCCGCGAGCGAGCGUCCUUUCAGGGCACGCUGUAUUGCUCCACAAGCACGCGCCAACAUGGAGCACACUCUGUGUCACUUGAAAAUACAUACGUUUUUGUAACGCC
This is a messenger RNA of Pollicipes pollicipes, 4676 nucleotides long. RefSeq names its product RNA polymerase II subunit A C-terminal domain phosphatase. The record is from RefSeq and is a predicted model, not a curated record. The coding region runs from base 300 to 3002 and encodes 900 amino acids. The transcript has 2 exons. Gene Ontology annotation, molecular function: RNA polymerase II CTD heptapeptide repeat phosphatase activity. Gene Ontology annotation, cellular component: nucleus. Lineage: Eukaryota; Metazoa; Arthropoda; Thecostraca; Pollicipedomorpha; Pollicipedidae.